UAAUUUACUUUGGAUUAGGAUUCCCAUGGCACGUGAACUAGAAGAUAAUUUCAAAUAGACGACGUCCGUAUUUUGAACUGGCAGCCUUUCCCAAAAUGGUUGGAAAACUCAAACAGAACUUGCUAUUGGCGUGUCUGGUGAUCAGUUCGGUGACUGUGUUUUAUCUGGGCCAACACGCGAUGGAGUGUCACCAUCGAAUCGAAGAACGCAGCCAGCCCGUGAGGAUGGAAGGCGUGAGAAGCACAGUAAGAACUGCUGCCAGUGUAAAUGCAAACAAAACCUUUGCUUACAACAAAGACAUGCCUUUAAUAUUUAUUGGAGGAGUUCCUCGAAGUGGCACUACCCUAAUGCGUGCCAUGCUUGACGCCCACCCAGAUAUUCGUUGUGGAGAAGAAACGAGAGUGAUCCCGCGGAUUCUGGCGGUGAAGCAGAUGUGGGCUCGCUCAAGCAAAGAGAAGAUCCGACUGGACGAAGCUGGAGUCACAGAUGAGGUUCUGGACUCAGCCAUGCAAGCAUUUUUAUUGGAAAUCAUUGUGAAACAUGGGGAGCCUGCUCCAUAUUUGUGUAACAAAGAUCCUUUUGCCUUAAAAUCUUUAACUUACCUUGCUAGAAUUUUCCCCAAUGCCAAAUUUCUUCUAAUGGUACGGGAUGGCCGUGCCUCUGUGCAUUCCAUGAUAUCUAGAAAAGUCACAAUAGCUGGAUUUGACCUCAACAGCUACAGGGACUGCUUGACCAAGUGGAAUCGUGCUAUAGAAACGAUGUACAACCAGUGUAUGGAGGUUGGUUUUGAAAGGUGUAUGCUGGUACAUUACGAGCAACUCAUAUUGCAUCCUGAAAGAUGGAUGAGAACUCUCUUAAAGUUUCUUCGCAUCCCGUGGAACCAGGCAGUGCUGCACCAUGAAGAAAUGAUUGGAAAAGCAGGGGGUGUUUCUCUUUCAAAGGUUGAAAGAUCUACUGACCAAGUAAUCAAGCCAGUCAACGUGGAAGCACUGUCGAAGUGGGUUGGGAAGAUACCUGCUGACGUUCUCCAAGAUAUGCCCGUGAUUGCACCCAUGCUAGCAAAACUGGGCUAUGACCCGUAUGCCAACCCACCAAAUUACGGAAAGCCAGAUCAAAAAGUUGUGGAAAACACAAGGAGGGUCUAUAAAGGUGAAUUUCAGCUUCCUGACUUUCUUAAGGAAGUGCCACAGCUAAAGAAGACAAUAGAAAGGAAGUCUCGUGGCAAGAUAAAAUGA
This is a messenger RNA of Apaloderma vittatum (bar-tailed trogon), 1235 nucleotides long. It is a transcript of the gene TPST1, whose product is annotated as tyrosylprotein sulfotransferase 1. Lineage: Eukaryota; Metazoa; Chordata; Aves; Trogoniformes; Trogonidae. Gene Ontology annotation, biological process: peptidyl-tyrosine sulfation. The transcript has 4 exons. The coding region runs from base 96 to 1235 and encodes 379 amino acids. Gene Ontology annotation, molecular function: protein-tyrosine sulfotransferase activity. The record is from RefSeq and is a predicted model, not a curated record. Gene Ontology annotation, cellular component: Golgi apparatus.